GGCUUUCACUCUGUGAAUAUGAACCACUCAACUCUUAACUGACAAGAACGUUUUCAAUAAAUUGUAUCUAAAAAACAGUCGUUCUUGCAAAAAAAAAUUGCACUAUGUAUCAUAAAUUUAGGUAUAUUGAGUUUUACAAUGAGUUAAAAGUUCAGUGAGCUCAUUUUAGAACGCUUAUGAAAUGCUGUGACUAUUAAGUAAUAAAAUAUGAUAAAUUAUGUGUUAUACCAAAGGUUAUUUUAUGAACACAUUGUUUUAUUUGUUUAUUGGUCACAUGCGAUACAAGAGUGGUCUAUGAAUAAGGGUCUGUAUGUUCAUACUUCACAGCAGAAACUUUUCUUUAGGUCUGCGUAUUAGUUUUUUCUAAUUUUUUACACAUAGUUUUUUUAUUUUUGUUCUUUUUGAAAAAAAAUCAUAAUGACACUAUUUUGGACCCAAAACCCAAAAUGUGGCUCAAAAAUAGGGGUAGCUUUAGCUUCUCUGAGGAAAUUGUUACUUUUUUCUAUAAAUAGUUUCAGAUGUUACUACAGAUUAUUAUCUACAAAUAUUAUUUGGUCCCGUAUGUGGGGGAAAUCUGGUUGGUAGGCAACAAACCUAAAAUGGCCUAAAAUAGGUUUUCUUUGCAUUCUUAUCUGCAUUCGUCACAGCUCAUUUCUUGAUUUUUGCACUAAGCUACUUAUCAAUAAUGCUAGAAAGUGAUGAUUUUAAAUUUUUAAAAAAGUCAUAAUGGUGGCAUUAACCAAAAAUAAUGUUUGAUACAUGCGUGUGACCAUUAAGAUGAGAAGAUGUUCUGUUUGACUGGAAUCGUCUGUGUUUUCCCUUAAUCAAAAGUUGUACCACGUGACGUUCUUACAGUAAGAACGGCUUUUUAGAGAAACAUUUGGAUAAAAUUAAUAGGAUGUCCUAUGGAAGAUUGUCAGAUCUUAGUCAAAGGCCUUUCAAUGACCCUAUGUGGUAAAAUUAAUAUAAUUGCAUAUGCAAGCGCCUUACUUUACUUCACUUAUCAUUUACAAGCUAUUACUCAAUUCUUUUUUUUCACACUUCUUUUUACGUAUGUGGAAAAUUUACCAUUUAAAAAUAUAUUCGUAACAAAGGUUAAAAAAAAUCUUCCUGAUGCUAUUUUAUUUACCUGCUUAGCUAAAAAAAUAUUUUUAAGUUCUUUAAGUUGAUAUUUUUAACUUACUCAUAGUAAAUUUUUCUCAAAAUGGUUUUGUAAUUUAUCUAUACUGUUAUUUUCUCCAUUCUGCAAAUUAAACGUUUAUUGGCUUUGCGUCAUGCAUUUGACAGGCCGCGGCUUUACAUGGUGCCUUUCAAAUUAUUGACUUUCAGCUUUCACAUUUUAAUUUGUAAUUGGACAUAUUCUCUGUGUUAUUCGCACAGCUUGUUAAUAUAGAUUAGACAGUUACAAUUAAUUUUACCAGAUUGAUUUUACUAGCAAUCCUAGCUAUAUUAGCAGCAUUUAUUUAUGCGACUAGACUGACUAGCUAGACUAGAUUAUAUACAUACAAAUUACCUAAUUUACCUAACCUUUAUUAACAUUUAACAAAAUUUACAAUAACCUUGCAUUUAAUUUCUGUUACUAAAAUCUCUAGUAUGAUCAUAAGACAAGCGCAUAGAGCUAUUCUGUUAUAAAAACUGCUUAUGACUUCUUAAGGCAGUUUUUAUACCACAAAAAUGUUUCCACAUAAGUUUUGUCUUCGUAAGACCAUUGUUUGUAAUACCAAAUCUUUCAAAAAUAAUGCUUUGCUUACCCAACAUUUUGUAAUUUCGAUGGCAUACAAAGUUACCCAGGACCAACAUUCAGUAUAAGGAAAGUUGUUUGGGCAUCUUUUCAUAAAGAUGACACCAAAUUUGGAGAAUCUGUAGGCAUAUAGUGUACUACUAACUCAUGUAUGUCAAUCUGCUUUUCCUGCAAAAAAAUUAUCUUUAUAGAAGUACUGGGAUUUAAAUUACAUAUUAGAGCAAGGUGGUGCAUUAUUGAAAUCAUUAGGAAGCACCCAGAGAUUGACUGUUGAUGAAUUACCUAUCACAAUCUGUAUUGAAGGUGUAUCAGUUAAAAUUGCAGGUACAUACAGACUACAUACAGGUUGACUGUACUUGUAAAGAAUUGGAUUUGAUUAAAACAAAAAGUGCCUAGAUCUAAAUUAAAUAUACAUAAAAAAGAAUAAGUAAUUUUUUGGAUAUUUUUUGGACAAGUCUAUGUUUGUUAUAAUUUGUAUUUACACUCUGUUUUUAAAUUUGUGUUUAGAAAAAUAUACCUUAGAUGCUACAGAAAUUGUUCAACCUGCGAAAAUACAUUAAAAUACAUUAAAAAAAUAUACAAUACCAGAGCAAGCUGUUGCUAAUAAGCUACAAAUUUACUUAAUGUGUCCUCAUAAUAUGCGAAAUAUUGUUAAAAGUUGUUAUAAUGUCAAAAGGACAAUUCCUAAUGCUGAUAAAAACGAUAUCACUUAUGUACUUCCACAAGGAACGGAAAGUAAAGAGUUUUAAAUUAAGUUAAAUUUGCGUCUGCUUAAAAAAUAACCCUCUGUACCAUUACACAACUAAUGACAGGAGGAACUUUCUAUCUGAGUCAACUGUUCCACAAUCAAAUAAUGAAUUAUUUAGAUGAACACAGAUUUAACAGCCAGGAAAGUUUACUUAUCACUACUAUUCCAAAUGUUGAGAAAUGUUGAGAAAGAUCCUACAGAAGUCAUCAAACGAGAAGCGAGGAACAUCUUAAUGGAGUUGAAGAGAAAAGAAUACAUCAACGAUAAGCAGUAUUACCGACUGAAACCUUGUGACGGACCACCACCGCGAUUUUACGGACUACCAAAAAUUCAUAAACAGGGAAAUCCAAUUCGACCAAUAGUCUCCUGCACUGGAACACCGUUAUACAACCUAUCAAAAUUUGUUGCUUCUAUCCUCAGCAAAUUUACAGUAAGUGAUUACAGCAAAAACUCAAAAGAAUUUUCGGAAUACAUCAGAGAAAUAAAGAUAGCAGACAACGAAUGCAUGGUAUCAUUUGAUGUCACAUCACUCUACACAAGUGUUCCCAUAAAAGACACCUUAAACAUCAUUAUCGAAAACGAUGUUGCAUUCGGUGAAAAGACAAAGAUUCCAGUUCCGGAUUUUCUGCGUUUGGUCGAACUUCUUUUAACCAAAACAUGGUAUCUGUUUAAUAAGAACUUCUACACUCAAACAGACAGAGUUGCCAUGGGAGGCCUCGCAUCAUCAGUAGUCGCAGAAAUAUACAUGCAAGCACACGAGACAGCAGCAUUACUCACAUCAGACAGACGUCCAAAGGUUUGGAAAAGAUUUGUUGACGACGUAUUCGCCAUAAUCAAACGAUCUCAUCUAGAAGAGUUCCAUGAACACAUCAACGGCCUACACCAAUACUCCAAUACGUCGAGUUUUAAGAAAUACAAGAUCAAAUGCAUUCUCAACUCUAAAGACACCCUAAGAAGCACUUUGUCUAAACCAAAAGACAAAAUAAACAUGGAAGAACAAAACAAUGUUGUUUACGAAAUCCCUUGUAAAGAUUGUGAUGCAGUGUACAUAGGCGAAACAAAAAGAAAGUUUAAGCAACGAGUACAAGAACAUAUGUGUGCAGUGAGAAACGGAGAUGUGAAGAAAAACGAAAUUGCGGACCACAGCUGGAGCAGAAGUCAUCAGUUUAAUUGGGAUGAGAAGAAAAUCAUUGACAGAGAAUCCAGAACAACGGCCAGAAAGAUUAAAGAAACCAUCAACAGUGUAGAACGUAACAAACACAUAAACAGCAUCUCGUAUCAACUUCCUGAGAUUUGGUUACCAGCCCUACAGAAGAAGUAGUUACUUACAUCUAGGUCCGAAAAUGUUAAUUACCGUAAUUAAAUGUAAUUAUCAGCUCGUUUCUGAUUGGUUGAUUUUUAUGAAUUUCGAUCCUCUGCAAUUAUAUAAAUACAUGCUCAUCAUCAUUUUACUUUGCCCGAUGAUAGGAGAAGGAUCUCCCGAAAUGUCGCCUACUAAACUAUCAUGUUCAAGAAAUGAUAAACUUUCCACAGUAAUACAUAUUUUUUCUUUGUCAGUGACACAAAAUAUAAAGUUGCGAAGUCAAAUAAAUAUUUCAUUACAGAAAGGAUGUGGAAAUCAAUUAACUGCAGACAUGCUUGCCUGAGGCAAAAGCAUGUCAGCUUAUAAAUAAUAUUAAAGCUACAUCAGCAUAUUGGAAAAGGUUCUUGUUUGAAGUAUUGGUAAAACAACUUUGUCUACCAACUUUUUUAUGACUUUAAGCUGUUCUGAUCUGCAUCGAGAUGAUUGCUAGUAUUGCAGAACUUAAUGGGAAAGAUUUGCCACAUUAUCAAAUUCAUUCCCACUCUAAUUCCUGUCGAAAAUACACAGGUAUGUAGGUAUAGGUAUAUCCUGUAGAAAUAUCGUUGUUGUAGCAUUUCAAAAUGACAUGUCUGACAAAGAAAAGUAGUGAUAAUGCAUAAAAGGGAUACUCUGUUAAGUCAUGUUAAAGCGUAUUGUUGAUGAAUUGCUUAAUCCUAAACAACGCUCCCAGAAAAGUGGUGCCAGUGAUAAUGAAAACUCUGGAGCAAGUAUCCUAGUGUGGCCAGUGCAAAUGUGAGGUACUUGUUACAGACUGAUAGUGAAUUGUGAUGUGUGUAAUAUUAUGUGUCUGCCAGAAUAUUAAGUUGUAUUAUCUAUUGUUUUGUUCAUUGUAACAGGUGACACAAAUGAACAACUUACAGCAAGCCAUGAAAUUGUCUUUAAAUGUUUUGACAUCACACCAGACAACAAAAAAGGAAUAGCGAAAAAGAUGCUUAGCAAGACCGUUUUUCAGUUAGGCCUGAGGAUUUAAUAAUUGUAUAAUAAGUGCUUUGAGUUUUUAUCCUAAAUUGUCUUUUGUUUAGCAGUUAAUGAUUUUAAUUAAAGGAACACAUAUAGAAAUAGAUUUCUCUUUUGUAAUUAUUGAAAAAUUGACACCUUUUCAAGCCCGCUUUUCUGGCCCUGGUGACUGCUUCACAAAUUCUUAGUUUGUGUAAUUAGAGUGUAGAUAAGUUCUUAUUUUUUUGUUUUAAUGAGUGUAUUUAUUUAUAAGACGAGUUUUAUUAUACUUAUUAUAUAAAGCACUUUCCAUUUAAUAACACGGUUAACUAAGAUUUUUGAGACAUUUAUGUCAAACGUAGCUAUUCUAUUUUCUUUUAAAUUCUUUAACUUAAUUCCAACUUUGUAUCUUUUUUUAAAUGUUCUAUCAAUUUUUUAUAUCCUUUUUUCUGCCUUUGCUUCCCUUUCCUUCUUUUUGUCCCCAUUUACUUCCUUGUUGUACUUUUAAUCCUUGUUACAACUCCUUUUAACUAUUAAUUUUAAAAUGCA
Hydractinia symbiolongicarpus is the source of this 5337-nucleotide messenger RNA. RefSeq lists its product as uncharacterized. The coding region runs from base 2608 to 3810 and encodes 400 amino acids. The record is from RefSeq and is a predicted model, not a curated record. The transcript has 2 exons. NCBI's taxonomy places the organism in Eukaryota, Metazoa, Cnidaria, Hydrozoa, Anthoathecata, Hydractiniidae.